Messenger RNA from Phragmites australis (common reed), 657 nucleotides. Its product is annotated as histone H3.2. The transcript has a single exon. NCBI's taxonomy places the organism in Eukaryota, Viridiplantae, Streptophyta, Magnoliopsida, Poales, Poaceae. The coding region runs from base 97 to 507 and encodes 136 amino acids. The record is from RefSeq and is a predicted model, not a curated record. Gene Ontology annotation, cellular component: nucleosome. Gene Ontology annotation, molecular function: structural constituent of chromatin; protein heterodimerization activity; DNA binding.
GCUGCCCAAAUCCUCGUAGCCACACCGCAAUUCCCAUUCGAAUUCGAUCGAUCUCACCAAAUCCCACCUCCUAGCAGCUCCAGUUCCGCAGAUCCGAUGGCCCGCACGAAGCAGACAGCGCGCAAGUCCACGGGGGGCAAGGCCCCGCGGAAGCAGCUAGCCACCAAGGCGGCGCGCAAGUCGGCGCCGGCGACGGGCGGCGUGAAGAAGCCGCACCGGUUCCGCCCGGGGACCGUGGCGCUGCGGGAGAUCCGCAAGUACCAGAAGAGCACAGAGCUGUUGAUCCGGAAGCUGCCCUUCCAGCGGCUGGUGCGGGAGAUCGCGCAGGACUUCAAGACGGACCUCCGGUUCCAGUCCUCGGCCGUCGCCGCGCUGCAGGAGGCCGCGGAGGCGUACCUGGUGGGGCUCUUCGAGGACACCAACCUCUGCGCCAUCCACGCCAAGCGCGUCACCAUCAUGCCCAAGGACAUCCAGCUCGCGCGCCGCAUCAGGGGCGAGAGGGCCUGAGCGCUGCUCCCCGUCGUCGUUUCUUUUUCUCGCGCUUUCUUGGUCUGUAGCACUAGGAUCAGAUGGGAGAAUCGUUGCUUGCCGUUCUAUCUUGUAAUGAUCUGCUUGUGUCGUUCUGACUUCAGUGGAAUAUGACCGGUGAUUUCUGAA